Messenger RNA from Pteronotus mesoamericanus, 4629 nucleotides. It is a transcript of the gene RIC3, whose product is annotated as RIC3 acetylcholine receptor chaperone. Gene Ontology annotation, cellular component: neuron projection; neuronal cell body; intracellular membrane-bounded organelle. Gene Ontology annotation, biological process: protein localization to cell surface; synaptic transmission, cholinergic. The transcript has 7 exons. NCBI's taxonomy places the organism in Eukaryota, Metazoa, Chordata, Mammalia, Chiroptera, Mormoopidae. Bases 43 to 1215 code for a protein of 390 amino acids. The record is from RefSeq and is a predicted model, not a curated record.
GGUUCCGGUUCGCCUCUGCACCUGUGGCGAGGGCCAGCGGCCAUGGCGUACUUCACUGUGCAGAGGGUGGCGUUGGCCUCGGGGCUCGUCCUGGCUGUGUCGCUGCUGCUGCCCAAGGCCUUCCUGUCCCGCGGAAAACGGCUGGAGCCGCCACCUGCUCCCGAAGGGAAGUUGGGUCGAUUUCCACCCAUGAUGCAUCAUCACCAAGCGCCCUUAGAUGGCCAGAACCCUGCGGCUCGCGUCCAGAGGUCUCAUCUUGCAGAGGCUUUUGCAAAGGCCAGAGGAUCAGGCGGAGGCACUGGAGGAGGAGGAGGUAGUGGAAGAGGCCUGAUGGGGCAAAUUAUUCCAAUCUAUGGUUUUGGGAUUUUUUUAUACAUACUGUACAUUCUAUUUAAGCUCUCAAAGGGGAAAACUACUGCAGAGGACCGGAAAUGCUCUACCGCCACCCCUGGAAACGCCUACAGGAAAAUUACCAAUUUUGAGCUUGUUCAACUGCAAGAAAAACUGAAGGAGACAGAGGAAGCCAUGGAAAAAUUAAUCAAUAGAGUGGGACCUAAUGGUGAAAGCAGAGCACAGACUGUGACUUCUGACCAAGAAAAACGAUUGCUGCAUCAGCUCCGAGAAAUAACCAGGGUCAUGAAAGAGGGAAGAUUCAUUGACAGACACACUCCAGAGAAAGAAGCUGAGGAGGCCCCUUACAUGGAGGACUGGGAAGGUUACCCUGAAGAGACUUAUCCAAUUUAUGACCUUUCAGAUUGCACCAAGCGUAGGCAAGAAACCAUCCUGGUGGAUUACCCUGACCCAAAAGAGCCCUCUGCUGAAGAAAUAGCUGAAAGGGCGGGAGUGCCAGAAGAGUCUGACCACGUGGCCUGGGAAAUGCCCAUGAACCCCAGAGCCCGGGAAGAUCAUUCUGUUACCUCAUGUGACCCAAAGCCAGAAAUGUGUCCCUGCUGUUUUCAUGAAGAAGAGGAUCCCGCUCUCUUGGCAGAGAAUGCUGGAUUCAUUGCAGACAGUUACAGUGAGCAGGGGGGAGCCACCACAGACGUGUGGCCCCAGGACUUCGGAGAGGAGGGGUUGAGUGUCAGCGCCCUCCGAGCAAGUACAGAUGGGACCAUUCAAGGACAGAGGUCCGACAGUCCACUAAGAGUAACAGAUGGUUCACCUGUGAACAAACAUCAGCUUACACGUGAGGAGGAUGUAAGGUGGCAAGAGUGAAGAUUUCAGAGUCCAGGAUGCCUUACUCUUUGGGCCUUGAGCAGGUUAGUGGUCCCCUGGACUCAAGAACAGAACAUUCUGUUUUGGGAGACGAUGGGGCCAGAGCAGGGUGGAACUCUGCUCUCUGAGCCCCUUCCUCACAGCAAGGGCCAAAAAACCCGCACUGUCCUGAAAAUGAGCUCGGAGGCCUGUUGGGGGACUGUUUUGCUCUCAUUUUGCCUGGAUCUCUGGCUUCCUUUAUCCCUGUUCUGUUUAACAGAACUGCCAAACCAAGAAGCACGACUGUACGUCUCGUCUUCAGUGGCCAGAGGAGGCUGUAGGUAGAGACUUUAGUCCUUGCCCUGCAGAGCCAAGGUUUGAGGCUGCAGGAGAGCCUGCCCAAGGGUAUGGUCCUGCCAUCAGCCUCAGAAGGCCAGGGGGCCAGUGAUGGGAGCCACCCUGUGCCUCUGUGGCCAGUCCUUGCCUUGAAGCUGGCUUUGAAUGUUGUGUCCUCUGUGAAAUUGGUUUUCACAACCACAAGACUUGAAACAGAAACGAGGAGGACUGAACUUGUAGACAAGGUGCCAGACCGACAGGGAAGUUGCAGAGUGUGUCCGUUGAGAGAACCAGUGUGGCAGUGCCUGGGGAAGAGGCCAUUUAUUUGUCUGUAUUCAGGUAUCUGGGUCCCCUGAGACCUGGGGACAGUAGGAAGUGGGUUAGUACUGUAAGGAUUUUGACCAAACUACAGGCCUAAUUUCUAAGCUGCCAUCUGUCUUCUUGAGUCAAGACAGCAGCCGUGUAUUCUGUCUCGUGAGGAUGAGUGAAUCCAGUUUACAUGUAAGACCUGAGAGUUUAAAGAGGAUGCCUUCCUGAGGACGUUCCCAGUCAUGAAAUGCGGAAGACGUCAAAUUUAAGAAAUUAUGUAAAGGUAGAUGUGGCUUUUAGGGUUUCAUAGUUCUUGGCACAAGAGGCCAGGAAAAUAAAUCACACAUAUAAGCAUACAGCCCACUGUCAGGAGUAUGGGAUCAUUACGGCAGUGGUAGUCACUCCUGGGAGUGUCCUCUUAGGUCAGUGGACUACAGAGAAGUCACUGAAGACUGAGUCUAUAGAAAGUUUAUUGCAUCUGUCUCAGUGUGGAACAUUUGAUUCACUUGUAACAAAUGCAGUUUAAAACGUGCCGUGAACAAUCUAGAUGUAAUGCAAUGCUAAAGGUAAACAGUAAUGUAGGUGCUCUUUAUUCUUUGGAUAAAUUGUUUUCCAUGUCAUUUCCCUUACAACACAAUGAGGGGUUGAUUUAUGAGGAGAGUCCUGGGUCCCUCUUUCAAAUUUCUUUUCUGUCUUGGGAUAUGAUGCUCUUGUUAGAGAUACACGUUUCCUUCUAGCUUAUUCAUUCAUCUAUUCAUUUGGCAGACACUGCUCAGAACCAGGCAAUGGGAACAGAAGGCUCAAGUCCUACCUUUUAAAAACUCUGUUUAAUAUGGGAGCCUUAUCCAAUUUAUUUUUUUUUAAUGAACUAGACACUAUAAAAGUGCUCAAGUGCAUUCUGCAGGCAGAACUGUGUCAGUCAUGACCGUCCCGGCCUGUUCUCACGGCAGGCUCCUGUCAGCCCAUAAGCGUUCCAAGUCUUGGCUUUCUCAUCUGUAGAGCAGGGGUUCCCCCCGGGGUGGUUCUGAGAAUUAAAUGACACCGUCAGUGCCUAGAAGACAGCACUGUCCUGUCUUGUGCAUGGUAACCGCUCGGUAAGUGGUAGCUAAGUUCUGUGCUAUAAUUGAGAUACGGACCCCAAUCUACAGGAAAACAGAGAAUUUUUGCCAAAGAACGUUGCUGAGGCAGUGGAUGUGGAGGCGUGCUGAGAGACUGGAGCCGGCACGGAGCAGAGGACACGCUGGCAGGAAGAGUGGUGUUGAGGAAGCAGUGGGGUCUAAAAGUAUAUGGGUGUUCAGGUACUUUGAAGAGGCUGCUAUAUAAGGCGUUGCAUAACCAAGUCUUUAUUUUGAAUGUUAAUAUUUGGGGGAAAUUGGCUUUUGGAAAUGGUUCUGCCAGAAGUACUAAGACCUCAUGGUGGCUCUUGCCGCUCUAGGCCUUGGUGAGUUUAUAUAGCAGGAAUAUAUGUAUUUGUCAGAAAUCCUAUGUACUUCUCAAUCAUUUCAGAUUAGACAGUCCUUUUUUGCACUUUCUAGAGUUAUUUUGUCCUUUGGGGAUGACCAUUACAUGUGAACAUACAACCCAAGAUGACCAAAAUCAUGGGACUGGUUUUUAUUAUCAUGCCUGAGGCCUCCUUGGUCAUUCCUCAGAGGUCAUCAUUUCUCAGAACUGGUGUGGGCUGUGAGCUUGGUCACUCCCCUCGCGCCAGGUCUGCAGCGGCCCUUGGGCACUGUGGCAGAGCAGUCACGCCUCUGGGGGCAGGUGGUCCGCCUAGGAUACAUCUGCAUCGCCUGGGAGCGGGCUUGGUAAAUCAGGUGGGUGACCCAGCCAGGAGAUGCUCUUGCCUGGUCCUAGCUGGAGGCACAUUGGGCCUCUGGGAAAGAUGGCCUAGAGCCAUACGUCUGCACCUCAGAGGGCUUGGGUGAUCCAACAACUCGCGGUCCAAACUGGGACACCUGGGAAAAGGGAGCUUUAAUAAUCAUCAUGCCAGGAUAAUAGGCAUACACCAGCACUAUCCUAGACAUACGGUCACUGUCCACGGUAUUUAAAAAGACUUCUCCUCCACCUGGCCACUAAAUGACGAGACCUCCCUCACAAUACCCUGCACGUGUCUCUCCUAUAGAGGCAGAGGCAGAGCUAAGGAGGCCGCGGUUCCGGCAGGAAACGCUCUUGCCAAUGGAAAAACUCCAAACUGGGGGCGAUAAAGCAAGCCUCCUUAUUACCGCAUUCUGAAAUCUCCCCUUAACCAGACUGUAUUCGAAAGAAAGAUGUAGUUCUUCAGCAAUAUUGAGAAAAAAAGAGGAAGUAGCUGUGACAUUUCCUUGACCCUUUUUAUACAUAUCUUUGUAAAAUGCACCUAACCUUUCCUCAUUUUUCCCCCCGUUUUUCUACACAAAUAGGGCAAACUUCUUUUAUUAGUUUGUUUCUUCCCUGAGCACGUUUCCUCAUUUAUGAGGAGUUUAGAAUGACACCCACCGUGCAAGGCUGUGAGGAUAAUGGAGAUACGGUUUAUAGAGCAUCUGUCCCAGGGCGCUGCAUGCUGUGGGUGCUCACGACAGCAUCACCGCUGUCACAGUGUCCUGUGCUGCUGCUCUGACACCCUCCAGGCUGUGGGCGACUUGCAUUUUGACCGCCUCCCUCAGGGUCAGACUGUCACCUUUCAUGUCUACUUCCAGCUACAAUGGACGGAUGGCAGCCUCCCUUGUUCUUGGUUUCAGACCUGCCACAGGCUGCAAAGAAGAUUCCCGAGCAUGUGGAGUCCUGUUUAAGUGGGUCAGGCUCUGCACAGGG